AUGGUGGGUUUGAUGGUGGCCUCGAUCAAGAGGAAGUGGAGACAGGCAGCGCAAAAGGAAUCGUCAGCAUUGGGCCAAGGCAGGCGCCGCCAUGGUGGGAAAAUUGACGAGUGUACUGGACUAGUGCCAGCACCUGUGCGCCUGGACUGGAGCCAACUAAAGGAGAGGAAAGCCGAAGUGUCGAUAGCCCCGUUUAGGGCAGUGAAACGGAGGGCGACGAUGGCACGGCUGUGGCAUGCCAUUUCAUCCCUCCACCCAAUCCUCUCCCUCUGCUCCCCACGUAAUCCGGCCCCCUUGCGUCGUCCACCCGUGGUGCAGCAAAGAAACUGCAGCGGUCUGGCAGCCAGACUGGGAGACCGGACCGUCAGCUGGGAGGGCGCCAUGUGGUCUGGUGGAUGGUUGCUCGGACGAAUGGCAGCAUUCCGGGAGUGUCUGACUGGAUGCCGGGAUCCGAGCAACGUCGUCAAGAGUCUUAGUAGGCUAGGCAGAGAAAUAAAACCGCCAGGGAGUGGAGUGAUGAAGACGCAAGAAUUGGCGCCGGGCGGAGUUAAGCAUCGACUAGCACUACUGGGUGGUCCGACCGAGAGACUGUCGAUCGAGAGUGUGAAGACGGACAUCUCCCGUUCAGGAACAGGACGCCUACGUAUGGUUGUUAAAUAG
Messenger RNA from Aspergillus niger, 660 nucleotides. RefSeq lists its product as hypothetical. The transcript is spliced from 5 exons. The coding region runs from base 1 to 660 and encodes 219 amino acids. The record is from RefSeq and is a predicted model, not a curated record. NCBI's taxonomy places the organism in Eukaryota, Fungi, Ascomycota, Eurotiomycetes, Eurotiales, Aspergillaceae.